CCGUGCCAAGGUUUACGUAUUAAUGUGCAUUUAAGUGUUUAACGGAAUGGAAGCAGAUCACAAGUGAGAGGAAGGGAGAUGGCAGUGCAGGAACAAUUAAAAAAGAAGAGUGAGGAGUAAUGACUACUGUUGGAUCAUCGAGUACGAUUGAAAGAAGAAGAGUCAACAGUAUAAAUAGAACAGCGCUUUGCAUUUGGACUUCAGUUGAAGCAGCAAGGUGACCUAGCUAAGGGCUGCGUAUUAAUAUGCAUUUACGCAUUUAAAAGAAUGUGAGCAGACCACAUGUAAGAGAAAACGAUUCAGCAACAAUACUAAUAAGAGUAAGGAGUAAUGCCAACUACUGGAUCAAAAACUGCGGUGGAAAGAAGGAGAGUCAACAGUAUAAAUAGAGCACCACUUUGAAAUUGGAUUCCAGUGGAAUCUGCAAGGUGGCCUUGCUAGGGGUCGCGUAUAAAUAUGCAUUUACGUGUUUGAAGGCAUGUGAGCAGAUCGUAUGUGAGAGGAAGCGAGAUGGCAAUGUAGGAACAAUAAUAAUAUGAAGAGUGAGGAGUAAUGACAACUGCUGGAUCAACAAGUACGAUUGAAAGAAGAAGAGUGGACAGUAUAAAUAGAGCAAUGCUGUGCGAUUGGACUUCAGUUAAAGCUUCAAGGCGUGCCGGCGAGGGGCUGCUUAUUAAUAUGGAAUUGCAUGCAGCAGAAGACAAAAUUUUUUUUAACGAGAGCGCUGGGCAUUUGAGCUUCACGAUUGAAAGAAGAAGAGUCAAUAGUAUAAAUAGAGCAGCGCUUUGCAGUUAAACUUCAGUUGACGCUGCAAGAAGGCCCGGCUAAGGGCUGCGUAUUUAUGUGCAAGUACACGUCUAAUAGAAUGUAAGCAGAUCACAUGCAAGAGGAAGCGAGAUGGCACUGCAGGAAUACUACUAAUAUGAAGAGUGAAGAGUAAUGACAACUGCUGGAUCAACAAGUACGAUUGAAAGAAGAAGAGAUCAGUAUAAAUAGAGCAGCGCUUUGCAUUUGGGCUUCAGUUGAAGCUGCAAGGUUUUCGUGCUAGGGGUAACGUAUUAAUGUGCAUUUAGCGAUUAAAAGAAUUUAAGCAACAUACAAGUGAGAGAAAGUGAGAUGGCAUUACAGCAACAAUACCAAUAAGAAGAGUAAAGAGUAGUGACAACUGCUGGACCAACAAGUACAUUUGUUAUGUAACAGAAAUUUACAAAUUGAUUACAUCGACAACAACAAGUGGUUUUAUUGGCAUCAUUAAGAACAAACGAAUUGUGCAGAUGCUUCGAAAUUGAGCUAGCCAUGGCGAGGAGGAUGAAGCGUGCCGCACAAUUGGAAGGAAAAUAACAAACAGCAAUAAACCAGAUGAGAGAAAUAAAAAGAAUUGCUGACAAUGGGCGUGUCAGGACUUUCGGUCAGCCUUUUGGCCAGCAUAGAAAACGGCCCGGAGAGCCCAAAGAGCCCAGUCGAGCUCAUAAUAAAGCAAUAAAAAAAGGAGAAAGACGCACUUUGUAUCACAAAAGAAAAAACCAACAAAAUGUUUUCCUGUGUGCAGCUGCUCACCGCGCUCUGCGUCAUCGGCAUUUUAAUAGAUUUCACAGCCGGACUGCGUCUGGUCGAGGUGCGCAUACCGAACUACGUGAUUAAGGGCGCCACAGCACAGCUGGAGUGCCUAUACGAUCUGGACGGCGAGGCGCUCUAUUCGGUCAAAUGGUACAAGGAUGGCAAUGAGUUCUAUCGCUAUGUGCCCAGGGAUAAUCCGCCGGCGCAAACGUUCCGUUUGCCAGGUGUUGCUGUCGAUUUGCACAACUCGAGCGACGCGAUUGUUAACCUGCACAACGUCAAUCUGCAGUCGGCGGGCCGCUUCCGGUGUGAGGUAUCCGGCGAGGCGCCAUCCUUCCAAACGGUCACCGAGCACGGCGACAUGGUUGUUGUAUCUCUGCCGGAUCAGGGACCGCCGAAAAUAAUUGGGGGACGUCCGCGUUAUCAAAUUGGCGACUGGGUGCGCAUCAAUUGCACCGCUGGCCGCUCCAAGCCAGCCGUCAAUCUGUCCUGGUUCGUCAACGGCGAGCCCGCCGAGCCGCAGAAGCUGCGAAAAUUCGAGACUAUCGUAUCGGGCCGCGAAGGCCUCGAGACCUCUGUCCUGGGCCUCCAGUUUCGCGUGGAACAGCAGCAUUUUCGCAACGGCGACAUGAAGUUAAAGUGUGUGGCUGCGCUUUCGACCUUUUACUGGCGCAGCAACGAGGAGUCCGUCGAGGGCGACCGACCGCAGAAGGCGCCGGUAUUGGAGUCGCGCGAAAGCGACAGCGCCUUCGCCAGCAACUCGCGCGCCGACCCGGUGCAAGGUAUGUCAUACCGGGAAUUAUUUGUUACCAAACUCUUAUCGCUUUUCAUUCAAUCAAACGCAGCCAGCAAAACGGACUCGCUCCUAAUGGCCCGUGCGCCCAGUGCGCUGCUGUUGCUGGCGCUGGCCACGGCUGCCACCUUGGCCGGCGGCGGCGUCAUUUUAUCCUGGCCAGCGUCCAUGCACAGCAAGGCCGGAGCCCGAGUGAAUCGCGAUUCGGUCAGAAAUAUUGUUGUUGAUCUCGCUAAUGGUAAUGCGUCCAAAGAUAAGGUCAAAGUUAAAGAUAAGCGCGUGCAGCUCGAGUUGCUGCCCGCGGCCAAGCAAAAGCUCCAGCUGUUCCUGCGCCAGCUGCGGCGCUCAGCGAGCGACGCGUCGUCAGCGGCAGCAGCAGCUGCUGUUGCAGCAUCCGCGCAGCGGCGGCAGAUGCUGCUGACUGCGCGGUAGCUGCAUUAAGCUGGCCGCCCAUGCACUCAGCCCCGCCCAAUUUUCCAAUGAAUUUCCGUCUUCGCUUCGCAGAAAAUAAAAAUCAAAAAAAUAAAAAUGAAAACCAAAAAAAAAAAUGAAAGGGAAAAGAAA
This is a messenger RNA of Drosophila virilis, 2914 nucleotides long. It is a transcript of the gene beat-IIIc, whose product is annotated as beaten path IIIc. The record is from RefSeq and is a predicted model, not a curated record. Gene Ontology annotation, biological process: motor neuron axon guidance. NCBI's taxonomy places the organism in Eukaryota, Metazoa, Arthropoda, Insecta, Diptera, Drosophilidae.